Nicotiana tabacum (common tobacco) is the source of this 1221-nucleotide messenger RNA. RefSeq lists its product as uncharacterized. The record is from RefSeq and is a predicted model, not a curated record. NCBI's taxonomy places the organism in Eukaryota, Viridiplantae, Streptophyta, Magnoliopsida, Solanales, Solanaceae.
AGCUUAAAGCACAAAUAAUGUGGCAAAAAUUAAUGACGUGGCAACUAAGUAAAUUUUUAGAUAAGUUGGGUUGAGAUAACUUUAUUUUUUGGUGAGUUGCAUUUGGACAUAAAAAAAAUAAUGAGUUAACUUGACCUUAAUUCAAAUAGACUCGCCUAUUAAUUUUUGAACGGAAUGAACGAAUGGGAUAGGUUUGGGCUCAAAUUGACACCCGUUGGUAUAUCAGAUGUGAAGAGAAAACCAAAUUAAGCAAAGUAUGAAGAAAGGAGAGAAACGACAGAAGUUCCAUGAAGGCCUCCUUCGAAUGCUCUAUCCUCCUCCACCUUCACCUCCUCCCCAAGAAGAAAACGAUGAAAAGCCACUUCACAUUCUUGGUCAAGGCAUCAACUUGGAUCAAAUUCCAGAUGAAGUGGAAGACGAUAGGGGCUCUUCUUCCUCUGGCGAUCAAGCGUCUGAUCAUGGGCCUGAUGAGAAGCUCAGAAGGGCCCAGAGAAAGAGGCUUCGACGAAAGAAGCUUAAGGAAGCUGCCUCGCGCCGCCAGAAUAUAAUUGGGCCGUUGUUGCCUACCGCAGAGAAUGAUGGGAGGGGUGAAAAUGUGAGUACAACGGAAGAGAUCCAGAAUAUAAUUGGGCCGUUUUUUCCAACCGCAGAGAAUGAUGGGAAGGGUGAAAAUGUGAGUACAACAGAAGAGGAACCACAAGAUGUUCGACAAAAUGCCAAUGAGCCAGGUGAAGCAGACUCUUGCUCGAAACAAAACAGACUAAAACAAAGAAGAAUUGCUAAACGGUUGGUUGGUGGCAGCUCAAAAUCAACUAAGGAAGGCGACAAACCUUAAAAAUCCCCGUCCUUUUGCCAAGAGCUAAAGCUUGACGGAUUUCUUGUGAAAUGAAGGACCACUGGAACAGGCAGAAGUGUUGUUGUAACUGAUAAGAAGAAAUCAAAUUUGCUACUACUACUGACAAAAUUUCAAGAAGCAGGUUGGAUUAGUAUCUUUUCAAAAUAUCGAACACAGUUUUUAUUUUGAACUGUGUGGUUCAUGUUCGUGUACUUGUUGCAGUCUGCUGAUGUUUUCUUACUAGUUAAUUUAGUGCUUCAGUGUACUGUAGUACUGUAAAUAUUUAUCAAUUGAUUCAUUUUCUUUUAAUGACAUAACUUAAUGACACGUUGGAGAAGCCUUGUUUUAUGAAAUACUCAAGUUUGGAGAAAACCUGUUUCUGAGAA